CUUAAAGUUCUUUCAUUCGCUUACAAUAAGCUCAAUGGAUCAUUGCCCGGUGAUGGGUUCUGUGGAUUAUUGAACCUCCAGGAGCUAGAUCUUCAAGAAAACAUGUUUAAUGGAAAUAUACCCGAAUGUUUCAACACGUUGUCAUCUCUUAAGAUGUUUGACAUUUCUUCAAAUCUUUUUACCGGAACACUUUCGCCAUCUCUAAUGGCUAAUCUCACUUCUCUCCAAUAUGUUGAUUUUAGUUAUAACAAGUUUGAAGGUCCAUUCUCAUUCAGUUCAUUCUCCAAUCAUACAAAGCUCAAGGUAGUAAAAUUUAUAAGCGACAAUGAUAUUUCGAGAUUGAAACAGAAGAGCCUACAGGUUGGAUUCCAAUGUUCCAGUUAAAAGUUCUUGUGCUAUCUAACUGCAAUAUAAACAGGGCAAAGGGAAAUGUUUUUCCUAGUUUUCUAGUUAAGCAGCAUAAGUUACAAGUACUGGACAUGUCUCACAACUCCAUGAAGGGACAACUUCCGAAUUGGGUGAUUAAACAUAACCCAAUGCUGGAAGUACUUAUUCUAAGGAACAACUUAUUUUACGGUACUAUCAUGUUGUUUCGUACAAAUCAUAACAUAAGGUUGUUCGAUUUAUCUGGAAAUCUAUUGACAGGUGUUAUUCCCAAAUUUAUACAAAGGUUCCUUCCAGGUAUAUCUCAUCUGGAUUUGUCCAGUAAUUCAUUAGAUGGUGUUAUUCCAUCUUCAAUUGGUGAUAUGAGUGAAUUAAAUGUACUGGAUUUAUCUAAUAAUAAGUUGUGUGGAGAAGUACCAAGUGGAUUGAUAGCAAACAAUUCUCGGUUGUUAUAUACAGUAAAACUGUCAAAUAAUAAACUUCAUGGUGAGGUGCUUUCUGGAAACUUUAGCUUGGAUGGCAUUUGGAAUCUUCACUUAGAUAACAACAAUUUCACAGGCAAUAUUGGAAAUUUGGCAAUCACGGGUUCUUUAGGUCUUUUGGAUAUUAGCAAUAACUUUUUUACAGGUUUGAUACCAAGUUGGAUAAGCAAUGUGAGCAUCAUUUCUGAACUUGUGUUGAGGAAUAAUAGCUUGGAAGGCCCAUUUCCUUGCGGAACAACUUCAUUCACGUUUCUCGACAUCUCAGAAAAUUUAUUGUCCGGGCCCAUCCCAUCUUGCUUAAAUACGCGACGUCUAGAGCAUCUUCAUUUAGGUUCCAAUAGCUUUACAGGACCGAUACCCGAUUCUUUUCGUAAUUUGACUAAAGUUUUAACUUUAGACUUAAGCAACAAUUACUUGUCUGGUGAGAUUCCUAGUUUUUUUGGUAAAUUGUCCAAUCUAAUAAUUCUUCUUUUACGAGAAAACAACCUCAUGGGUUCUAUUCCAAAACAGUUGUGCCAAUUAACUAAUGUUAGUUUGCUUGACUUAUCCAACAACUCCCUUUCUGGUUCAAUACCUAGUUGCCUCCAUAAUAUUACUGGUCCAAGUUACCAAGCUUUCGUGCAAGAAAGUACUGCAUUAAGUCACGCGCCUUCAUUUUACAGUUAGAGGUUUUAUAACUAAAAUGCAAGACACGGAUGACAAUCAAUUCUACAGCCAACAAGACGAGGUUUAAUUUACAACAAAAAACCUUCAUCUCACCUAUAAGGGUGUCAUUCUUGAUAUUAUGUCGGGAUUGGAUCUAUCAUGUAACAAACUAACAGGUGAAAUCCCUGAGGAGCUAGGAUUGUUGACCCAGAUUCGUGUUCUGAAUCUAUCUCACAAUGUGCUGACAGGGCCUAUACCAGUGAAGUUAUCAAAUCUCACAAACAUAGAGAGCUUAGACCUUUCUUCUAACCAUUUGACUGGAAAAGUUCCACCAGAACUAACUAAGUUGAAUUCUUUAUCUUCUUUCAACGUUUCUUUCAACAAUCUAUCAGGUAAACUCCCAGAAAUAAAUGACUGCACAGUUUAGUACAUUUACCAAGGAAAGCUAUGAAGGGACCAAACUUCUUUGUGGUCUACCAUUAGAGAACAAAUGCACCACUGAACCAGAAAUGACCCAUCCAUCCAAUAAUGAAGAAGGAACUCAUGAGAAAUGGUAUAAUGUGGAUAUGGUGUCCUGUGGAAGUUGUGGUUCCACAUGGCUCGUGUUCAUGUCGGGAUUUGCAGCACUACUUUACAUCAAUCCGUACUGGCGUAGAAAGUGGCUAGACUUGGUUGAAGAAAUUAUGUUUGCAUGUUAUUACUUCCUUCUUGAUUCAGUGAGGAGGCCUUUUGUGCUCUUACGUAACUAUGACUUAUAAUAUGUGCAAACU
This is a messenger RNA of Helianthus annuus (common sunflower), 2281 nucleotides long. Its product is annotated as receptor-like protein 8. The transcript has 2 exons. The record is from RefSeq and is a predicted model, not a curated record. Gene Ontology annotation, molecular function: protein binding. The coding region runs from base 372 to 1532 and encodes 386 amino acids. Lineage: Eukaryota; Viridiplantae; Streptophyta; Magnoliopsida; Asterales; Asteraceae.